This is a messenger RNA of Jatropha curcas, 1420 nucleotides long. RefSeq names its product serine/threonine-protein phosphatase PP1. The record is from RefSeq and is a predicted model, not a curated record. Gene Ontology annotation, cellular component: cytoplasm; nucleus. Gene Ontology annotation, molecular function: protein serine/threonine phosphatase activity. NCBI's taxonomy places the organism in Eukaryota, Viridiplantae, Streptophyta, Magnoliopsida, Malpighiales, Euphorbiaceae.
UUUUUAGUCACUUUUUUUUUUUUUUUUUUUUUUUUUUUAAAUAAAAAAACGAAAGAAGAAUAGAGAAAUGGACCAAGGGGUUCUCGAUGAUAUAAUCAGGCGGCUUCUAGAGGUUCGGGGCAAACCCGGGAAGCAGGUCCAGCUAUCAGAGUCCGAGAUCCGUCAGCUCUGCGUCGUGUCGAGAGAGAUUUUCUUGCAACAGCCUAAAUUGUUAGAGCUUGAAGCGCCCAUCAAGAUUUGUGGUGACAUCCAUGGUCAAUAUUCUGAUCUUCUAAGGCUGUUUGAAUAUGGUGGAUUACCUCCACAUGCAAACUACUUAUUUUUGGGGGAUUACGUUGAUAGAGGCAAGCAAAGUCUGGAGACAAUAUGCCUUCUCCUUGCAUACAAGAUAAAAUAUCCCGAAAACUUCUUCCUUUUGAGGGGAAAUCAUGAAUGUGCUUCUAUAAACCGCAUAUAUGGUUUCUAUGAUGAGUGUAAGAGAAGAUUUAAUGUUAGGCUAUGGAAGAUAUUCACAGAUUGUUUUAAUUGCCUGCCGGUGGCAGCUCUAAUUGAUGAGAAGAUUCUCUGCAUGCAUGGGGGUCUUUCUCCUGACCUGAAUAAUUUGGAUCAGAUUAGAAACUUACAACGACCAACUGAUGUGCCAGACACAGGUUUGCUUUGUGAUCUUCUAUGGUCAGAUCCUAGUAAAGACGUUCAAGGUUGGGGAAUGAAUGACAGGGGAGUUUCAUAUACUUUUGGUCCAGACAAAGUGACAGAGUUUCUUGAGAAGCAUGAUUUGGAUCUCAUUUGCCGUGCUCACCAGGUGGUGGAGGAUGGAUAUGAGUUCUUUGCUAACCGGCAACUUGUAACUAUAUUUUCAGCACCCAAUUAUUGUGGGGAAUUCGAUAAUGCUGGUGCUAUGAUGAGUGUGGAUGAGACACUAAUGUGCUCUUUUCAAAUAUUAAAGCCUGCUGAUAAAAAGUCAAAAUUUAACUUUGGGAGCACAACUACGGCAAAACCUGGAAACACCUCAGGGUUUCUUGGUAGUACAACUACAGCAAAGCCUGGAAACUCUCCAGCAGGAGUUAAGGAAACAAAGGGGAUGGCAUUUAGUAGUAAAGUUUAAUAACUUAUGUUCUUCUACAAUGGAGAAGAUAGCUGUCAAAGGAUUCAAUGAUGCAUAACUAGAAGAACAAGGACCUUCUACUAGUAACUUUUCCUUUUAAUCACACACAAAGGACAUCACUCCUUUUUGCAAAAAUAAGCUUAACAGAUGGAAGUUUUAAUUUUUCAAAAUCCUACUUUUGUCAAUACCAUUCAACUCUGAAUCGGGUCGUGAUUGAUAUGUUGGAUAUGCUGAAAUAUUGUGGACAAAUAAAAUAACAUUAUUGCUGCCUAACUUCUUUGUAUGUCAUGUUGUCCACAUUCAACAUGUUUGAUU